CCAUGCCGCUGGACGCUCCAGCCCCGCGGAUAUAAGCGACACUGCGGAGUAUCAACGACCACACCGAAACCACAAAGAAGAAGCUUAUUUUCUUCUUCUUCUUCUUCGUUUUCUUCUUCUUCUUCUUCUUCCACGCUCGGAGGGAAAGACGGCAUCCGGCCUGAGAAGAAGCUCCGAGGUUGGGGACUCCGGUCGGAGCAACGCUAACCGUUUCUGGCCUCCCCUUCCUGAGAGCUCCAUGGAGAAGAUGAAGCGUUUUAAGCGACGUCUCUCACAGACGUUACGAGGCAGCCACACCAUCGACGAGUCGCUGUCUGAGUUGGCCGAGCAGAUGACUAUCGAAGAGAACGGCUUGAAAGACAGCGAGCCCAUAGUGAGGAACGGCCGUCCUCCAUCAGCACACAGUGUCCACUCUUUCCUUCACCAGUACACGGGCUCUUUUAAAAAGCCGCCACUACGACGGCCUCAGAGCGUCAUCGGAGGAGGCCUGGGCUCUCUGAUGGUCAUGCCCCGCAACGGCAGUCGCCUUGAUAUCGUCCAUGAGAACCUGAAGAUGGGAUCGGACGGAGAGAGCGACCAGGCAUCGGGGACUUCCUCUGAUGAGGUGCAGUCACCCACGGGUGUUUGUCUGAGGAACAGGGGGAACAGGCGCAUCUCUGCAGAGGACUUGAACAAACGCCUGUCCCUGCCGGCCGACAUCCGGAUACCUGACGGUUACCUGGAGAAGCUGCAGCUGAGCAGCCCACCCUUUGACCAGCCGCUGAGCCGACGCUCCCGCAGAGCAUCACUGUCAGAAAUUGGCUUUGGGAAGCUGGAGACCUACAUUAAACUGGACAAACUGGGGGAGGGCACGUACGCUACAGUCUUCAAGGGGAGAAGUAAACUCACAGACAACCUGGUGGCGCUGAAGGAGAUCAGACUGGAGCACGAGGAGGGGGCACCAUGCACAGCUAUCCGAGAAGUGUCUCUACUGAAGGACCUGAAACACGCCAACAUCGUGACGCUGCACGAUAUCGUCCACACGGACAAGUCGCUCACACUGGUUUUUGAAUACCUGGACAAAGACCUUAAGCAGUACAUGGACGACUGCGGGAACAUCCUGAGUAUGCAGAAUGUCAAGAUUUUUCUGUUCCAGAUCCUGCGAGGUUUGGCCUACUGUCAUAGAAGGAAAGUUCUCCACAGAGACCUGAAGCCUCAAAACCUGCUCAUCAAUGACAGAGGAGAACUCAAACUGGCUGACUUUGGCCUGGCGAGGGCCAAGUCUGUGCCCACUAAAACAUACUCUAACGAGGUGGUAACACUUUGGUAUCGGCCUCCCGACGUGCUGCUGGGCUCCUCGGAGUACUCCACACAGAUAGACAUGUGGGGUGUGGGCUGUAUAUUCUAUGAGAUGGCUGCCGGGAGGCCCCUGUUCCCAGGAUCCACGGUGGAGGAUGAGCUGCACCUCAUCUUCCGGCUGCUAGGCACUCCCACAGAAGACAGCUGGCCUGGAAUAUCCUCCAUCGACGAGUUCAAGUCCUACAAGUUCCCCAAGUACAAGGCACAGCCCCUCAUUAAUCACGCACCCAGGUUGGACACUGAUGGAAUCGACCUGCUGAUGUCAUUCCUAAAAUAUGAAUCGAAAAAGAGGAUCUCUGCUGAUGAAGCGAUGAGACAGUCGUACUUCAGGAGUCUGGGGCCACGUGUGCACACGCUGCCAGAGAACAUAUCCAUAUUCACACUGAAGGAGGUGCAGCUGCAGAGAGAUCCUGGCUACCGGAACUCAUCGUACCCCGAAUCAGGAAACGGAAAGAGCAGAAGACAAAGCAUGCUGUUUUAAAAUCUCUGGACUGAAUGUUUUUUUUAUUUGGGAAGGAUCUCCGAGCUGUACAGUCUUGCCAACGGAUCAGUAACCUCUUGACGUGGAACAUCAUGAUCAUCAUCACCCCCUCCUCAAAAAAAAACUAUUUGGGGAACCUGUUGUCCACAGUACGGCCCUCCCCCUCCCCUCCCAGGUGUGGCUUGAACCUGGCUCAAAAGAGACAUUUAUAUACUGUACAUCUAUAUUUAUUGAGAAGAGAAUUUGCUGCUAAAUCCAACUACUGUCUAGAAUUCUAACUGGCUCAGUCACUUUAAUGAAUACAUGCAAUGUGUAUAGAUUUUUAAUUACUUUUUUUUUUUUUGUUUCUUUUGAAGUGGUGGUAUUUUUAGUGAUAUGUUUUUGUCAUUGUUUUCAUUUUCAUACAUAAAACUUCACCUCAAAGCUCCUCGAUGUGCGUGGGAGUGUAAGGCACACGGACGGAGGGAUGUUUCUGUAGCAGCUCAGAGGGGUUUGUUGUUCUGUCUCUGUUGCCACGGUGCUGUACUCGACUGCACAAAUCAUUUGUGACCAUUUGCUCUGAAGGUUUUCGAGGCCAGCUUUGAUAUAAUAACUGAUCAUUUUAUCCUGACUGGAGGCUAAUGUGAGAGCAGUGCUGCCAAGCUCUGUGCAAAAAAAAAUCAUCUUUUUUGCCGGAUGCUGGCAUAUCAUUCCAGGAUGCUGCGGUCUCUGUCGUGACCAAUGAACAAAUGCAGGGAAAAAAAGAAACAUAGAAUUAUUAACAAGGGCAUUACAGGAUUAGUUAGGCCUCCUAAAUACUUCAGAAAUCCUAAAUAUUUAAGUACAGUUAACAGCAUCCUUGUCCUUUUUUCACCUUAAUCUGACACAUUUUUCUCCUCCGGUCUGUUAGAAAGAAGAGGUACAAAGUGAGUUACCAGUGUUGAAAUUGCGAUGUUGCCAUUGUGCAUUACAGAUGGUUCUCCUGUCUGCCAUUCCCAUUUUCAUCAACUGUAAAAAUGAAUCUAUUUUUUUUUCUGGAUUGCCUCCAUCAUUGUGUUGCAUGCCUGCUCUGUUGUAUGAGGAAGCACACGGCCACUGAACUCCUAAUUCAGGAAGCACUAGCUGUAGUCCUGCCCCUAGUGAAUCUGAUCUGAGUCACAGUCUAUUUAACAGUGUUACAAAAGAUGUUUUGUAUGAUAUUCUUUAACUUUAUUUGUGGAUAAUUGUUAUUGGUGUGGGAUUUCAUUGCAGAUGCCCUCCCAUAUUUGAGCUUUUUUCAGAGUAAAGAAAAUUAAAUCUAAAGUUUAAACAGAAA
Stegastes partitus (bicolor damselfish) is the source of this 3113-nucleotide messenger RNA. RefSeq names its product cyclin-dependent kinase 17. The transcript is spliced from 17 exons. Lineage: Eukaryota; Metazoa; Chordata; Actinopteri; Pomacentridae. The record is from RefSeq and is a predicted model, not a curated record. Gene Ontology annotation, cellular component: cytoplasm; nucleus. Gene Ontology annotation, biological process: protein phosphorylation. Gene Ontology annotation, molecular function: cyclin-dependent protein serine/threonine kinase activity; ATP binding. The coding region runs from base 239 to 1819 and encodes 526 amino acids.